Kockovaella imperatae is the source of this 1202-nucleotide messenger RNA. RefSeq names its product CDF zinc transporter. Gene Ontology annotation, biological process: intracellular zinc ion homeostasis; zinc ion transmembrane transport. The transcript is spliced from 13 exons. The record is from RefSeq and is a predicted model, not a curated record. Gene Ontology annotation, cellular component: membrane. Bases 80 to 1150 code for a protein of 356 amino acids. Lineage: Eukaryota; Fungi; Basidiomycota; Tremellomycetes; Tremellales; Cuniculitremaceae. Gene Ontology annotation, molecular function: zinc ion transmembrane transporter activity.
ACAUCCAUCCUCUGCCUCGACUGCUCAUCUGUAUAUAGACUCACCUCUGAAUCUCUUUACCGAAGAGCUUAAGCACAUCAUGGUAUCACGGACGACUCGGCUGUCUAUCGUUCUGGGCGUCAGUAUAGCCUUCUUCGGCGUAGAGAUUGGAGUGGGAUUCAAGACCAAGUCGCUCGCUCUGAUAGCGGAUGCUUUUCACUACCUCAAUGACGUCAUCUCCUAUGCGCUGGCCCUGGUAGCGACAAGGCUUGCCAAACGGGCAAAAGGGCCUCCAGGUUAUACCUAUGCUUUUCGGCGAGCCGAGAUCGUGGGCGCGUUCUUCAACGCCACAUUUCUCUUGGCGCUUGGUGUCUCCAUAUUCUUACAGGCUAUCGAGAGGUUUGUCAACCUUCCAGAGGUCGAUCACCCACUAUGGGUCCUGAUCGUGGGAUGCGUGGGACUAGCACUGAACAUUGUGUGCAUGCUCACUGUGCACGAACACGGUGGUCAUGGUCACGGUGCAAAGGCUGGACCGAGCGGCUCUAAUGGGGAUCAAUUGCUAGUGGAACUGAAUCGGAUCCAAGUUCCAGGAUACGGUUUCGCGCGUGUCGAUCACUCAUCACAUAAUCAUGCAACACCUAAAGAUACGCCUCCGGCAAAGAGUCUCGGACUGGCAGGUGUCUUGAUGCACCUCAUGGGCGACGCCGUGAACAACGUCGGUGUCAUCCUCGCUGCAGCCAUCAUGUGGCGUUUGAGCUCUGCUAAACGAUUUUAUGCCGACCCCGCGGCUUCUCUCGCGAUCAGUCUGAUCAUCAUUGGAGGAGCCAUUCCCCUGUCGUUAAAGAGUUCGCGAGUAUUGCUAGAAGCGGCGCCAAAGGAUCUCGACAUCAAAGCCGUUCAGGAGGAUCUGCAAACGAUCCCCAGCGUACAAGAGAUUCAUGAUCUUCACAUUUGGCAUUUGACGGAAUCUGAUCUCCUCGCGACGUUCCACUGCAGGACAUCUGUCCCCGAUAUCAAAUCGUGGCUAGACGUUGAAAGAGAGUUGAAGUCGUGCCUCGGCGCUUAUGGCAUCACUCACGUCACCAUCUCUCCAGAGCUCGCCACGAUGGAAGAUCAUGGGCCAGCUCAUGAUGAGAUGGAUUGUGGAGUUGGCUCGGGAUCAAAGACUUGAGCUGGACGUACGUUUGAGUCAUGGUAUGCAUCUAUAUGUACAAGAUCCAGCU